AUGGCCGUCGAACCAUUCGACGUCGCCGCGAUCAGGGCACAAUUCCCAGCCCUUGCCCAAAAGCAGGUCUUCAUGGACAAUGCUGGAGGCGCACAGGUUCUGAAGUCGGUCAUUGCCUCCAUAUCCAACUAUCUGGCGAGCAACAAUGUUCAACUGGGCGCCUCCUAUCCAAUCUCUCAGACGUCGACGAACAAGUUCAAUCAAGGCCAUGCCGCGGGCGCAAAGUACAUCAAUGCUUCACCAGACGAAGUGGUCUUUGGCCCCUCGACCACACAACUUUUCCGCAAUCUUUCGAUAGCCUUGAAGAUCGAACCCGGCUCCGAAAUCAUUCUCUCCAAUCUCGACCAUGAGGCCAACCUUGCGCCAUGGGUUCAGCUGGCACAGUGGAAGGGAUUGACCAUCAAAUGGUGGAUCCCCACCCAGAACACUGACUCCAACCCGAGACUAGAGCCUGAAGACUUGAAGGCUUUGUUGUCGCCCAAGACACGCCUGGUGUGUUGUACACAUACCUCCAACAUUCUCGGCACCAUCACAGAUGUAGCGGCCUUGUCCAAAGUCAUCCGCGACACCAACCCCGACACCCUUUUCUGCGUCGAUGCUGUGGCUUACGCUCCUCAUGCGCCUAUCGACGUUAAGGCGUUCGGGGUGGAUUUCUACUCUUUCUCAUGGUACAAAGUGUACGGUCCACACGUUUCCAUGUUAUACGCCAGCAAGAAGGCGCAAGAACAACUUCAGACUCUCGGCCAUUUCUUCAAAUCCCGGAACACUUUGGAGGAGAUGAUGGGCCUGGCUGCUGGCAGUUAUGAAUGCGUUCAAUCCAUCCCAGAGGUGGUCGCAUACAUCGACAAAGUGGGCUGGCACGCAAUGGAGAGCCAGGAAGAGAAGCUUCAGGAAGUCUUACUGUCUUACCUGCGAUCAAAACCGGAUCAGAUCAAGAUUUAUGGCGAGCCCACCUCGGAUAAGCAUCUGCGCCAUCCUGUCAUCAGUUUCAGAGUCAAGGGCCAGAGUUCUCUUGGAAUCAUCGAUGCCAUAGAAGCCCGUUCCGAUUAUGGUUGCCGAAACGGCCAUUUUUACAGCAAGCGUCUCCUUGAGAAUGUUCUGAAGAUUCCAGAUGCCGAUGAUGGAGUGGUGAGAGUCUCUUUACUGCACUAUAACACAGUGGAGGAAGUUGAAGGCCUUUUCAAGGUGCUAGAUGAGGUUAUCAAGGAAGGGGCGGGCAAGGAUGUGCAAGAUGUCGAGAGAAAAGACAUCGCUAACUGGUAG
This is a messenger RNA of Capronia coronata CBS 617.96, 1263 nucleotides long. RefSeq lists its product as uncharacterized. Bases 1 to 1263 code for a protein of 420 amino acids. The transcript has a single exon. The record is from RefSeq and is a predicted model, not a curated record. NCBI's taxonomy places the organism in Eukaryota, Fungi, Ascomycota, Eurotiomycetes, Chaetothyriales, Herpotrichiellaceae.